Messenger RNA from Colletotrichum paranaense, 237 nucleotides. RefSeq lists its product as uncharacterized. The annotation marks the transcript as partial. Lineage: Eukaryota; Fungi; Ascomycota; Sordariomycetes; Glomerellales; Glomerellaceae. The transcript has a single exon. The record is from RefSeq and is a predicted model, not a curated record.
CAGCUCGUGUCUAUCGUCUUGGCCACAGUUCGCGCACUGAACAGGAGAAGCGUUCGUAAUGAAUUGCUGCGCAUCUUUGCCAAGACCGGCUCUAGCUUGACAUUUCGAACAAUUGUCCCCGUAUGUCGUGAUGAGACUGAAGGAAUGCUCCGUAUGGUUCAUCUGCAAACAUCGCCCUGCCACAAUAUGUUCAGUGUCACCACCGGUCGAGACGUUAGCGGCCUACGCCUCACUUAG